AUGUGCCGCCCGCGCGUACAGGUGGUCGUGGCGCUGCUCGCCGCCGCCGCCGCCGUGGUGCCGUUUCGUUGCCGGGCCGUGCGGAACGACGCCGUUUUCGGCGACUCGCUGGUCGACAUUUUCGACAUAAAAGCCCUCGGAAACGACACCGCGUCCGGGGACCGGGCCGCCGACGUACCCGGUUACAUGUACGAGCUGUACCGGGACGCGGCCGAGAAUCGAGAAUACGACGUGAUCAGGAGCAUACCGCCAAAGACAGGUAAUACUGUAUAUUAUUAUUAUAUUUCAAUAAUAAUAUGCGCGUUCACAUCGGACCGAUCCAUACGGGUGAUGAUAUUAUACGUCUUACGAAUUUCACGUUACGGUCGAAUGUUCCGCAAAAUGCUUGUUUCUUCAAUAGCACGAAACUUGUGCGAAAACUUUUCGGAAUCGUAUAUUCUCCGAAAUUUCACAUUAUUCUUGGUUUUGCAUUUGUUACGGCUGUCCAGUUUUGAUUUUCGAAUAGCAAACUAUUCUUAAAAUUCAUACAUAAACGGAGUAUUGGUUUGAACAUAUUUCGGUAUUUGAGUUUUUGAUUUGGGCAAAAGGAGAGUUGAGGAUCAUCGUGAUUUGUGUGGCAAUCAAACGUUUCAACGAGAAAAUUUAUUAAAACGCCGCAUAAUCACGGAUUUUUUUUUACAUAUAGAUUGCUAUUUGAAAAUCAAAAGUAGGUAAUCGAUUCACCACCGAAAAUAAAAACAAUGUAAUAUUUUUAAAAUGUAUGACUACCGUUAAACAUUUUUUAGAGAAGUCAUUUAUUGAAAAAUAAGUAAUAGAAAAUUUGAAAGACCCUGUAUACAUUUCAUUAUUCUCUACUUAAAUGUUUUCAUUUUUGUGCAACGCAUUUGAAAUUCUUUGGGGGAGCGAAACUUCAAUUCCAAUACUAUUUGUAUUUUAUAUAAUAAGCCAGUGUUAAAAUAACAUAUUUUCUAGUUUUUUCUUCCCUCAAAAAGGUUUCGAAUUUCCGCCUAUGGUUUGAAUACCAAAAAUAUAAAGGGUCACAUAAUUUAUGACGGAUGGUGUGCUUAGACAAUGAAUUUGUAUAAAUAAUAAUAAUAUACUCGUAUACAAUUUCCAAUUUAUUCUCCGACGUGCUUUACCGAUUUCGUUAGUUUAAAAUAUUCAAAUAUAUUAUUACCUAUAAGUGCGAUUCAUAGAUAAAAAAAAAGUCCAUUAAAAAUAUGCAUAGUGAAAUUAUUCGUUUUAUACUUAUACAUAUUAAAAGAUAUUUUUUAGAAUCUGAGUGAAGCGAGAGACCUAUUAGUUUUACUAUAGUGUUUACUAUUUAUUAUUUUUUUUUUUUUGACAAAAAACUUUUCUCCUUGAAAUCUUGCACCAAUAAAAACAUGAAACGAAACUUUUUUUUGUUACAUUUUGGCUCUAAUUGAUACUUUGGAAAUGUCAUUUUAGAUUCCGAGCGUAGCGAGGGAGCUUUUUGGUUUUAUUAAGAUGUUUAUUUUUUCUCCUUCUAGACUGUGGUCAUGUUAUUUAAUAGUAAAAUUGCUCCGAUUUUUCCGUGUAGCACCUUCUUUAAAAUCUCAAGUUGUUUAGAGUGUACAUUAAAGAGGUCAUUUAUUUUCGACGCCAUUUUUUAAAUAAAAGCACCUAAGUGGGAAAACACGUAGGAAAACUUAAAAUUUCACGAUUUCAUUAUUUUAUAAAAACACGGACGACGUUUUAUACCAGACAAAAUGAUUUAAUCGAAAAAUCACAAGAUACAUUUUUUAUUCUCCAAAACUUUUGAGCCACUUUUAAGCUUUUUAAGGAAUUUUAAUUUUCAGGAGUUUUUUUGCUUUAAUUCGAUUAUAAAUACACGUAGAGACUUGAAACUUGAUAAUAUUACUUAUAUUAGACUUACCUAGACGUGAUACAAUUUCCAAAAUUGUCGGGUGAUUUUUUUUUUUUUUUAAUAAAUGUUUUGAAAUCAAAUUUAAAUGAAAAUGGCAAAAAAAUUACAGCAUUUCAAAAUAUGUAUUAUAGAACUGCGCUCGGAAUCGUCCUUCGUCAAGCAAUAGUUUAUCGUUGUUUGUAGAUAUAUGUGAAAUAACCCUAUGUAUCCUACCUUCCCAACUUCUCACCUACAACAGUGGCUGCUCCCAUCCCCAGUAUCAACUCUUUUUUUAAAUUUUCAUAAUAUACGAGAUAAUGAGAAAACUGGUUAACUAUUAAAAAUAACGUUGUCGUUGGCAGCCGUUUUUAUAUUUUUUGUUAUAAUUAUUUUAAUGUUUUUAAAACAAUAUCGGUGUUAUCGUGACAACGCACAUGCUGAAAAAAACAAUACUAUUGUCCGAGUUUCGUUCAAAAUCGUUUUUCGUUAGCAAUGAUUAAUCGUUGUGUACAGGUAUAAAUUAAAUUCCACUUUAUAUUUUGCCUACUCAACUUCCCACCUACAAUAGUGGUCGCACCCGUCCUCAGUAUUGGAAUUUUUUUUUCUUCGGCUUUUAUCAAGUUACGCGUUUUUUCCCGGGUUACUUUCAACCGGUCGGUUGUAUUUAAAUGGAAAAAAUAAUGAUCCUCGCAUAACAUGAUGUUGCAAGUUAUUAGUUUUUAAUGUACAGUAUUAUAAAAGCUUCAUUUCAGAGGUGACCAGCACCAACAGUGACAGGGGGUACGAAAAUAUUUUACAUUGUACAUAUACGCACAUCCUAUUUAAACGCAUACACUGACCAAAGAAGAAUAAUAUUUAAAAAUUCAAACCAGGCAUACGUAUUUUCAAAAUUUCGAGUUGUUAAUACAAAAUUAUUAACCGAAAUAUUAUGUAAUCGGUAUAAAAUAAUUAACGGGUAUUAAAAAAUUUCGUAUUGUUUUCCCCCGGAAAAAAUUAUCAUAUUUUUUACUACAUUUUUUUUUCAAAUUAUUAUUUAUUUGUGAAAGCACUGGAUUAUUUUUGUAAAUUGUAUAGCAAACAUAAUACUAUUAUUCUUUCGAAUAUUUAAACUUUUCGUUGAUCGAGAUAAAUUGUGUUCGAACGGUUUAAUGUAAACCAUUAAAAUAUUUAAAAGUUGAAACCUAUUGUUAGGUAUCUAGUACCUAAAAAUUUAAUACCAAUAUUAUAUAAUAUUAUAUCCUAAAAAGCAUAAAAAAAAAACGAAUAAUUUUUCACCGUGGUUUUUUAAGGUAUAAACGUAUAAUAAUAAUAGUAUCAAUAAUAUUAUAUUUUUAUGUCCAUAUUAUAUAAUCAAUUGCACGCGAGCGCAAUAUAAUAGAAAACCAUAUUUACACGACUUAAACAAUACGAUUAUAGAGCUGUUUACUAACAAAAUAUUCAGCUAGUAUGUCAUCAUUCAGUGGACUAGAAUUUGUUCAUUUAUUUAAUAUUUAUUUCAAACAGUAUGGAACUACAAUGUCCUUACGUCCGUUUAAAAUUGCUAAUAGUUUCCGGCCUAAAUAUUGACAUUUUUGAGACGUGACAUUAUUGUCACCUGAUUAGUACCAGAAUUCUAACCAGAAUAAAGUGGUAUUUCAAAAGUCAAAGAUUUUCAUGGGAAAAAUCAUAGAGCAUCAUGAGGAAUUACGAAACAUUUAAAGUCGAUUCCCCAACAUUAGCAUUGUUUGAUUUGUGUCGCUAUUCUUUCAGGGGCGUGAGUCAUUACCAGUUACACUUAUUAUUUUCGAACAAGUAUAGUGAACACUGAAUAUUAAAAUCGUAUUUUGUAGUUAUAUUCAAAUUGAGUUGGUAACACAUUUAAUUUUUUUGCAUGGAAUUACUAAAGUUAAUAUAUAUUUGAUAUAACUAUCGUAACAUGUAUCAAUCAAUAAUAUAACUCUGAAUUUAAUUUCAUUAAACGAUUAUUGUUUUGUAUAAUUUGUUGCAACAUUCGAUUUUAAUUUGUUUUAUAAAAUCGAUACAAUACUUCCUGUCGCAACAUAAAAUAUCGUAUUUCGAUUCAAGUCGUAUAUUCAAUAUCGUAUAUUUUUUCAGCAUCGCCCAUGAAUCGCCCUACACAUCUUUACUCAUCCAAAGAGAUUGAAUAGAAAGAGUGGAGUACGGUUCUUUCCGUUACGGCAGAAAAUAGAUUACAUUGAACAAAAUGUAUUGUUUAUAGGUACGUCGAUAAUACACAGUGCCGCACCAAGAUAAUACGAUCAUUGCGAUUUAUUAAAAAGUAUCGAUUUUUAUCGUAAUUUUUUUUUUUCAAUUUGAGAAACAACAGCUCUAAAAUUUUACAUUACCAUUAUUAUGAUUUUUUUCUUCUUUUUUUCCCGAGGAUGAACUCACUACCUACUUUUGAUUUUCAAAUGGCAACCUGUAGGAAUUUUUAAUAUUGUAUUAAAUUUACAUAAAUAGAUGGAAUGCUAAGUUAAAAUAUGUUUUGGUGUUGAAAAUUUCAAAAAAAAUUUUCAGAAAAAAUAUCAUAUUUAUUUAUACUAUAGGUAAUUCGUAUGAUAUUGGUGAUAUUAUUGGUAUUUUCUAUAUGUGUGUAAAUACAUAAGUAACUCGAUAUAUUUUAGUUUUUUAUGUUUAUACAGUUAGCGGCGUACCCAAAUUAUGGUUAGAGGGGAGUUAAAUUUAACAUGGUUGCUAUACACCAUUAUAAUAAGGAUGCUCAAUUCGCCACUAUUUUAAAUUGAAGUUAUGGUUUUCCCUUCAACACAUUGUACAAGUGCAUAUUAACGUAAACUGAGAAACGUAUACUAAUAAAAAGGACUUAAUCAAAGUAUAGUUUUUGAUGAUGUAUUAAAAUUAUAUUUUUUUGUAGAAAAAGUUGUUUAACUCUUCAUAUAUCACACCCUUAAACUCAUCGCUGUUUACAGCCAUUGCAAUUCCGGCAAUUAAUUUAUCCUAAUAUAUUAAUUAGACUAUUUAAAAAAGUACCAAAUGUAAUUAUUUAACAGUGGCCUAUUUAGGAUUUUGUCAAGGAUGAAAUUAAUGAAAUUGUAAAUUAUAUCACAUCACUCAUAUUUUAUAACGUGGUACCCAGGCUAAAAAAAAAAAAUCAUCGAUAUCAAAUACCUAACUACAAACAUAAGUAAGCAAUUAUUUACUUUAUUGGCUAUCUAGAUAACUACUUAUCUAACCUCCUUCAUAUAAUAGUAUUUCGUAUAGGUUACGCUUAAAAACAAGAUAAUGUAUAGGUAUACAAACACAAUAAAUUGCUGAUUUUUUCCGACUAAAAAAUUAACGAAUUUGAAUUUAAAAAUAAAUUCUGACAAAUUACUAAAAAAAAAAAAAAAAGAUCCUAUGUGGAGAUAUAUAUCCCUAAUUUCCUCCCGUGUAAAUACAUCACUGUAAUUUAAUACAAUUUAAUUUAAACAUUAUUUACGCAUUUAUAUGCAGUUCAGACACUUAAUAUCGGAUAUCACAUAAGCCGAUUCAGGACUUAUACCCGGCGAAUACUAAAUGCAGUAUAGAAUAGUUAGUAUGGAAUUCUUUGCGCUACCUAUAAAACCUUUUCAUAUGGUGGCGCCGAAAUAAAUCGACCGGUGCCAACUCACCGGGGUGACCCAAAAAUAUAAUACCCUUAAAGUAUUUAUGUGCAGACUGUGUAUACGAAUUGAUAGCAGCGAAUCGAUAGUCUUUCAUUUUACGAUCUUUACUAUGGAUAUGAUAUUUUAUUCAAGCGGCCUGUUUUAUUUUCGAUGUAGUGAUUUCAAAUAUUAAUUACGGUUUGAAAACAAAUAAAGAUACGAUACAAAAUGCACGGUCUUGUAAAAUGUAUAAUAUUUAAUAGCACUAAACUAUUUAAAUAUAUCUAUUAAAGCAAUUUAUUCGUGUCGAUACGGAGGCGACAGGGAUUUUUACUCAAACUAUAUUAAGACACAUAUAAUCCGCUGAAUCCUUCGAUUCUUGUAGGCAUAUAAUGUGAACGCGCUUACGCGUUAUGUGUUUCGACUUUUGAGUACCACUCGAGUUUCUCUGUGAUUCUUUUGCUAAAUUACUUUUCUCGGGUUUAUUGGAUCUAAUUGUCGAGUCGGCUUUGACCUGACCCGACCAACCUAUAAGCGUAGCGAAAAUAAAAGUUCAUUAAGCUCUCGGCCGGUUGAUCGCAGAAACCCAAUUAUUGUCAAAGUUUGAAGUAAAGAGUUGACUCGAAUAACAACCGGAAAACUUUCCUCAGUCGGAUUGAUUCUUUUGAAAACUUCUUUUAACUUAAUUAUACAAUGCAAGCACGUACGACUAUACUUUCUCGAACGAUAAUUAUCAAUUGAAACUGUACUGCCUAUAAGAAAAUAAUUGAAGUUUUUAAUAAUAAUAUUGCGGGCUUAUAAUUGACACUACUAGAAUGAUGUACACAAUUCUAUUUACAACACGAUGCGGAUUAAUAUUGGCCAGUAAAAUGUGUAAACCAGCUCAUCUUGAAGUCCAAUGAUUUCAAAACGAAUAUUAGCGAGGAUAGUUGGAUAUUUCACCGCAAUAUCGUCUUGCUGACCGUAAUUUUUUAUCUAACUCAUAUUGUAUUUUUUAAAUCCUCUUUUGUUUAAAAUUAUAUUGUAUGUAUCAAAUCGACACACUCAUUACUACCUAUUAUUUAGAGUGAUCAACAUACCGUAUGAUACACAUUAUCUCGAAAUGUGACGACUUUCAGAAUUUUGGUGUUGACAUUUUUGAUUUCCGUCAACUCGUUAAUGCAAUAUUCCGCUUUUAAGUUUGACGUUUUAUGGAUAGGGAAGAUUAAGUGAAUGAAAUUUGUGUGGCAGCGUGACGUUUGAAUAUUGUAGUUCCAUGAUUAUAAUUCCACUAUCCACAAAACGUUAAACUUAAAAAUGGAAUAUUUCAUCAAUGAGUUGACGAAAAUUGAAAAAUUCAACGGUGAAAUUUAUUUAAAUUAACACUUUGUAUAUUUAUGAAAUUUUCAAUACAUAAGAUUGCUAUUUAAAAACCAAAAAUGCAAGUAGCGGCAUUGAUUUUAGAAUAUAAUGUAUUCAAAAAUCAAUGUUUAAUGGUUUAUCCCUAGAAAAAAAAAAUAAUAAGGGUGACGUUUUAAAGUUGCUCGUUUCAUAAAUUUUCAUGGAAAUAAAUUCCAAAAUAAAAAUGAUACUUCCCGAGGUAAUGAGUGUCGUACGUUUUGUUGAAUCACUUUGUAUAAUAUGUCAUUGACAUUCGAAAAAAGGAAGUUUAUAACAGAGAAAUCUCUGAUACGCGGUAAAAUACUCCGUGUACCUAUACAGAGUGAUUCACUAAGCGUGCUCUACCCCAUUUUUUAGUUAAAUUUUACAUAUAUCUAAAUUCUGAUUUUUGGAAUUUUUAAGUGUAGUUAAAGCCGAUAUUUUCGAAUAAUUAGAUUUUUCUCAACAUUUAAGUAGUUUACUAUGGUGAUGCCAACUUUAGCUUUUCAAAUUAUAACCUAUGUUGAAAAAAAUUCUAUAAAUGUACGGAGUAUUACAUUUUGGUGUUAGAAUAUUUGAUUUCCGUCAAUCUAUUGACAAGAUAUUCCACUUUUAAGAUUGGGUCAGGAAAGAAUAGUGGAGCAUCAUUCAUGUGGUGACACGGCGUGCGGCGUUUUAAUAAUGCACCACUUCUCUCCUCCGAUCCAAACUUAAAAAGACAAACAUACUUCGCACCAGAGGCGUUCUCGGGAUUUUUUAUUGGGAAGAAGGGGAUUAUGAAAAUAUACUAAAAAGUGAGCUGUGGGGGCUAAGCCUCUACACCCCCUUUUUAUAUAAAAACAACAUACAUUCAAUUAUAACAUAUUAAGUAUAUUUUUGAUUAAAAUAUUGAAUCAAAAGAGUAAAUACGAACUCUAUAUCAAUUAUCGAUUUUUACUGUCAUAAUUUGUACUAUGUUUAUUAUGUAUUUACUAUCCACUUUUAAGUUUAGGUAAUAGGGAGAAAAGUGGAGUACUAAUAAAACGCCGCGCGCCGUGCUUCCACACAAAUAAUAUUCCACUACUCUCCCAUCUCAUUAACGGGUAGACGGAAAUCAAAUAUUUUAACACCAACAUUUAUUUAAAAUAAUACUCUGUAUAUUUAUAGAAUUUUUUUCAACAUAGGUUAUAAUUUGAAAAGCUAAAGUUGGUAUCACCACAGUAUACUUCUUAAAUGUUGUGAAAAAUCUAAUUAUUCGAAAAUAUCAGCUUUAACAACACUAAAAAAUUUCAAAAAUCACAAUUUGAAUACAUGCAGAAUUUAACCAAAAAAAUGGGGUGAGCAAUGAACACGCUUAGAGAAUCACUCUGUAUAAUGUAUAUAUUUUACAUUUUGCAUAUUUCGAAGAACGGUAUUUCGGUUUUAAAAUAUUAUUUUAUCGAAUUUAAAAUUCACGAAUAAACGUGAAUUUCGAUAUACGAGUAUGUACCUAUUUAUUCAUGUCAGUUAAUAUUUUAGUAAUAUUUUUUCCCCGUUAUUCAUACAGAAAUAUGUAGACUGAUAUUGGAAUUCUGCAAACGAAGCGAGGAACGAAUUGGAUUUAUUGUGUGUAAUUUUUUUUUUUUAUAUAAGAAAAUCGGACAAAUUUACGCCAAUAAAAGUAUUCGGUAUUUUCGAUUUUUUCAUUUUAUUUUUCUACUAGAAAUUUUGCACCGAAUUUCAAGAGUAGCACAUUUUUAUAGCUAUUUAUAGACAUUCGACUUUUUGAGUGUUAUAUUCUGAGCGUAGCGAAUAAUAUGUUGGUUUAACUAUAAUGUGUGUAUAUUAUAUUUUUUUUUUUUCAUAUACUUGUGUUUAAUAAACACCUUGUUUACCAGAAAUCUCACUUCUAUCAACAACUUGAUAGGAUCUUUCUUGUAGAAUUUUUAUUUAGUUAGUGCAUCGAGGAUUUCAUUUUUUGAUAGUCUUUUUAAUAAAUGAGAAAACUGGAAAUUUUUUGUAUAGCGUUUGAGGAUUUAUGGGAAAAAAUACUCCUCUACUCAUAACCGUUUUUCGUUAUCGAUAUUUUAUCGUUGCGUUCAGUUACAUAUUAUACUGUUGAAUUAUUCUGUAUGUAUAUUCCGCCCGAUUUCCUUCCUAAAACAGUAGUACGUCAACAAUAAAAGCAGCUUUAAAAAACAAACAAAAAAAACUUAUCAUUAAGAUGAUUUGAAUAUAUGUAUAUAUAUAUUUGAUAUAAAUAUUAUUAUUGUUUUUGAAUAUAAAUAAUGGACUUAAAACAAAAAUUGUUUUCGCGUACAGCGUAAUAUACUAUUUUAAUUUAUACAUAACACGUAUUAUUGCAAUAUUAUCAUCGUAAUAGCGUUUAAACGGACGGACUUCGGGGCCGAAUAAAUCCGAAUACGGUUCGAUUAAUACGUAUUAAUAAUAUACACAUAAAGACGGAGUUUUAAAAACCGCAGGACCGAACGGAUUUGUCGGCUGAAAAAAAUACGUUGUUAUAACAACGCGGAUCUUUUAAGCGGACCGGCCUUAUAAUACUUAUAUAGUGUCCUUUGAAACGUCUUCGCAAUAUAUUUCUGUUAUUUUUGGCUUUUUGGGUCGCAGUUUGGAAUGUCGGUUAUAUAUUAUUGGUGUUCCGCAGUAGACUUCAUAGUACUCGUAUAGAUAUAUAUAUAUAUAUAUAUAUAUAUAUAUAUAUAAACGACGAGUCGCCCAGCAGAAAAAGACAUAAAUUCCGAAAUUCAGGGUUUACAAAAGCGCGCGGACCGACUGGGUGGUGAAAGAAAAAAAAGGGUCUCGCGUCUCGUCGUUUCGAAUUUGGCGCCUUGCCUGCUGGGGCGCUUCCGUUUAAUUUGCGUGGCGACGCCGUCUACGCGGGAUAACGUCGAGGCCGCGUCCGUCGUCGCGUCGUUAUGGAAACCCGAAGAAUGUGUCUGCACGGAAAGAGGAAAAGGAGACGCACGGCAAAGAGAAAAAAAAAAAACGUCCGAGGCGGAACGAAAUUUAUUUAAGUAUUUUUAUUGACGCGUGCGGGUAUGACUACGGGUCCGUCAAGUGCCGCUCGAAACCGAAAGUGCAUUAUAUUAUAGGUACCCAUCUAUUAACCCGAUAUACGGCGUCCGAGUACAGUUCUGUGGGGUGAUGACCGUACGUACCAUUUUUUUUAAAACAGGAUUUUCCUAUUUUUCGAUCAAUCGCAUGCGUUCUGUUUACCACGAUUGUCCUGUUUUUUUUUUUCUGAGUUUAGCGAAGAAUGUAUUGGUUUUACAAAGUUUAUUUUUUAUUUUUUUUUAUAUCAACAUUUUUUCUACCAGAAAGCUUACUCCGAUUAUCAGGUGUAGCACUUUUUCCGAAAGGAAAUGUUCUCUGAGUGGUACUUUACAGAGGUCAUUUUUUGAAAUUCUCAUUAAUUUUCGAGAUAAUGAGGAAAAUCUGAUUCUUUGUAUUAAAAAAGAUUGUAAGAUUAAAAAUAAUGUUGUCAUUGACAACCGUUUUUUAUUUAUUUUUUGUUAUUAUUAAGUUUUUAUUAUAUUUAUUCUUUUAAUAAUCUUUUUUAAACAAUCAUUUUUGUCAUGGAAACGCACAUUGUUGUUAUCAUUAUACCAUGAUAUGACAUAAAUUGUUAACAACACAGCAACACUAUCAACUGAACUCCGAUUAGAAUCGUUUUUUACAAUAGUCUAUCGUUGCUUACAGAUAUGCAUUAAAUUUCCGUCGGUAUCCUACCUUCCUUGUGAAGUGUAUCCGUCCUUUUUUAUUUAUUUAUUUUUUCUUGUUAAAAAGCGAUUUAUUUAGCAACUAAUUGAUAAAAACACCGUCAAUAAUAAAUUUGCUUUAAAUAUUUUUGCCUACAUAAAAUCUCACUGGUUAAAAACAUAUAUAUGUAUGUUACAACACCCAAUUUCGUGUAAUGAUGUGUAUCAUUUUAUAUUUUCAACGCAGUAUGGCAUAUAAUAACAUAAAUUUUGUUGUUAAUAUAAGUAUUAUAUUAAAUUGUUUCUUAUUUUGACAAUCGAUACUCACCAUAUUUUUGUUUUUUUACUAGUUGUGAAAAAUUUAUCCUGAUGUUUUUUUUUUUUUUAAUACGGUCACCCUAUAUUUGAGAGCUGAGUACACUCAAUUCUUUUUACGAUUUCGCGGUUUGCGCCGGGCGUAAAUGCUUAUACAUACGGGCUUAUAGAGGUGUUCUCGGGAAAUUUGGUGGAUAUCAAAAUGUAUUAAAAACUUGGCCGUGGGAGCUAAGACCCCGCGUCUCCUUUCUUAUAUAAAAACAACAUACAUUAAAUUAUAACAUAUUGUAUUAUAUUAUAUUAUGUUCCACUAUCAACAUUAUUUCUAUCGCUAGAACAAUUUUCAUCAGUCUGCUCAGGCAAUUUACUUUUGUCUACAUCAACUACACCAUCAACUUUUGUACUUUUUAUAUCACUACUAGCAGGAGGCAUAAACUUAUUUUUAGAAAACAAAUUUAAUAAUGUACUUGAAUUAGUUGAAUUUAUUCGUUUCAUUUCGAUCAAAUAUACAUCGUCAAUACACUAUAGUCGCAUAUUGCAAAAUAUCAAAGUAACUCAUUAACAGUUAUCACUUAUUAAAUAUUUCACUAAAAACGAUGUAUAACAACAAUAAAAACUCGGGAAAACAAUGUUAACAUUUUAUCAUUGUUCAGUGGUCGUAUCAUAUGAUUAAAUAUUAAUAUAUUGUUUAUAUCAAUUAUUACACGAUCUCAGCUGAUUAUAAAACCAGAAGUCUGUAAAUUGUAAAUUGGAGUAAAUUUGCUAUAAGAAAAGUUGUCUACAGAAAAAAAAAAUCGUAAUAUUUUACGAAUGUGUUUCGUACAUUUUCCCGUUUUUUCUCCGUUUUCCACGACAUUUUUCCUAGACAUUAUAAAAAUCACUUGAAUAAUCAGAAAAUGACCUCCAUAAAUUACCAUGGAGAUAAAAUUUCCUUUCAGAAAAUAAGUUACACUUGAGCAAUAUUUCUGGUAAAUAAAUUUGCACGACAAAUCGGUGGGGGAUUUGGCGACUAAAAUAGUCCGAGCGAACGAAAGCUGGGUCUCUAUAGGUACACUUGAAAUGCAUUUGUUUUUCCCUGUUAAGGUAAAUGAAAAAAAUAAGUGCAAACAAUUUUUUUCGAAACACGGGUUUGAAUCGGCGACCCCUAGGAUGACAAAAGGUAUGUAUAACCAUUCGGCUACGACAAACAUACUCUGAAAAAGACAGUACAAAGUUAUUUAACAUAAUAUAUAAUAUCCGCAUAAAAUAUCAGAACUUCAAAAAGCUAUAAUUUCGAAACUUAGUCAUAAUUAGAAACAUAAUUUUUUUUUUGACCACGAAGUAAGACUUUUAAUGAACCUCCUGUUAAAUUUUCCGUUAGUCUCACAAUUUUACCACAAAGUAGCUACCGAAUAAAAAUUACGUACAAAACUCUCAAAGUUAAAACAUCUAUAAAAGCUCAAAAAUAGCUUAAUUUUUUUAAAAAUUUGACCACAUUUAGAAAAGUAAAAUAUAAAUGAUUUCCUGGCAAAAUUUCAAGUCACCACGAAUAUUUUUAACUGACUUACAACAAAUAACAAAAUUUAAAUAAUAAUAAAAGCAUUAUUUUCGUAAACUUUCAGUUUACUUACGUUUCAUUUUUAGAUAUUAUAAAAACUGCUUGGAAAAUCCAAAACCGACCUCGCAAAAGUACUAUGUGGCCAAUAUUUCCUUUCGGAAUAGUCCCGCGUACAUAUCGGAGCAAGAUUUCCGGUAGAACUUUUGUACACCGGAUAAAAAAAUGAAAUAAAAAAAAAGUGAACAUCUUAGUAAAACCGAUGUAUUCUUCGCUACACUCAGAACCUGAAAAUCUGAAAACGUUAAUCGAUUGUAUUUUAAUUUAUUCGAAUAAUCGCUAUCAGUUAAAUUUUAAUAUCGGUUGAGCAGGAAACUCCGCGUUAUCUGGAAAAAAAAAAAAAAAAAAAAAAAAAGGAAAAACGGCCGUCGGUGGGAAAUCAAUCCCCCGUAUACACCUACCCCCCCCCCGCGCGCGCGCCCACCGCCGGCGCCUCGAGUACGCUCUUGCGGGCCUGUCACACGCACGGGCACAGCAUUGCCCAGCUAAUAAUAACAACAUUACGGCGGCGCCGUGUUUUCGGAGAUGGUUUUUUUUUUGUUGUCCGUCUCUCCUUUCCGCUCGGCAGAAUAAACGGGGAAAAAAAAAACUCCCCCGUCCCCGCCGACGGUCGCGCGCACAACGCGUGUGCCCCGCGCGUCGUGUCCACGUGGUAUUAUCCGCGGCAGUAAUACCUGCGGAUGCCCGCGCGUUAUUGUGAUGCGCGCGGGAUACCUGCGCGGCUAUAACACAACACGUGUGCGGCACGCACGUAAAUGUAACGCAUUAUGUCGGCAGAAGACCGCGACGGCCCAGCGGGACGGGCGUCGGAGGAAACGGCCGGUGUCUGGUGGCGCCAGGGACAAUAGGCUUUUUGUCCGGGCGAAAAUGCACGCGCGUAAAUACGCGCAGGUGCUCGAGUGGGUCGCCGCGUUCCCGAUAUAAUAUAACACGGUCAAUAAUAAUAAUAAUAAUAAUCAUAAUAAUCAUAAUAAUCAUAAUAAUCAUAAUCAUAAUAAUAAUAAUAGUAAUAAUAAUAUUAGAGGAUCCGAUCUUAAUGGCUUGUCAAUUGGUCAGCCGUCGCCGUCGGGAGACCGUCGCCGCCGCCGCCGCCUCCGUCGUUACAUGCAUUAUGUAUUAUACAGGGUGAUUAUUAUUAUUCGUCGCGUUACGGCGGUCUUCUCGAAAUCUCGGCGGCGUGCCGAAAGGUUUUCGCGAGAAACGGUACGCGUGCGGCGCGUGUCCCGCCACCGUCGGACGCGACGGAUUUUUCUUGCGCUUUUAAUAUUACAUUUUUCGAUUUUUUUUUUUUUUUUUUUUUUCAUUCAAUAGGUUUGUUUUCGAGGAGGACACUGAUUCGGAGAAAAAUUAAAUUUUUAUUUUCGUCCCCUAAACACAAAAAAAAAAUAAUAAUAAUAACAAUAACUGUAUUUGUACGUUAUUUAGACUUUAUUUGUACUUUACUUAUACUUUCGCCGAUUUCCAACAUGGCCAUUUUGUAAAAAAAUAUUAUUCAAACAAUUAUGAUGUAUCACGCAUUCAUAUCCGAUGAAUAUUUUCUCGGUUACGGCCGUUUUAAUUAGUCGUGAAAACAAUUAAUUUUCAAUAAAAUAACACGUUAUAUGUGAUAAAAAACUAUAAUCAGCAAGGUGAUAAAUUCUUUAUCUUCUAUUGAAUAUUAAUUUUUUUUUCGCGCUUAUUUUCUAGAAAUUAAAAUAACCAUAAUUAAGAAACUAUUAAUCGGAAAUGAAUGUAUGAUACAUUACAAUUUUUAGAAUAAUACUUUUUACAAAAUGGCUAUUUUGAAUAUUUUCUUAAGUGAAUAAAUAAAAAGUUAUUUGAUUUUUGUGUUUAGGGGAUGAAAAUUAAAAUUUAAUUUUUCUCCAAAUCGAUGGCCCUCUCGUUAGAAAAAUCCGUCUAACACGGCGGGACUCACUGUAUACGUGCUUACAUAAUAUAAUUACGAUAAGCGAAUAAUUGAAAUCUACAUCCACGCGUCCUAUUUCCUUAGAAAAAAAAAAAAAAAAUUAUAUAUUUAUAAUUUUCGAGUCGACUCAAUACAAUAUAAUACGGUUAAACGUUUUAGAAUUUUGUUAAAUUCCGAGCGGAACGGGAAUAUAUAAGUUUUACAACGAUGUUUAUUUCGUUUUCUGCGAAUAACUUUUUUACCGGCAAUUUUGCUCCGGUUUACAAUGACAGCAUUUUUUCUGAAACGAUAUCUGACUAGCGAGAUACCGAAGGAAAAAUCCCGAAGAAAAACCAUCCUGUAUAAUACCGGGUGCGCGGCUUGACAUUAUAGAUGAUUUGUACGGCGGUCGACGCGCAUUCGUUAAUCCUUUGUGUACGUUUCGGUCCGUACAGUUUUCGAAUGGACGCGAGGUACCUAUAUAAUAAUAAUAUCCGCGUACCCACGUAUGAAUACGGACGAUAAUAACAAUUUUGAGAAACUGAAGGAUUUCUGUUAUUUAUUUCGCGUAUAUUGUCGUUAAAGCGUAUACUAUACCGUAGGUAGUAGACGCGUCUAUAACGCGGCCUACCUAUAAUAUAACAUAAGCCUAUCGCGACUAAUCGCAGAUUUAAGAGGUACCCCUCGGCGUGACUUCCGCGCUAAAGAUGCGAGGUAAUGAUAAACGGAUUAUCGACGAGAACGCAGUCCGAAACGUGUCCCGCCAUACGCUCGGGGUACGUGUAUGGGUACGAGAAAGAAAAUACCCUCUCACCCGGUCAACCGAUCCUCCACGUACACACUCGUAAUACGUUAAAUUACCUAUAAUAGUGGCUGCACCCGUCCCCGUUAUCCUAGGAUGUCUUUUUAGAGUUUAAUUUUCAAAUAUUACAUAAGGUAAACAACGUAUAAUAUUUCCUGAAAAAUGUAAAAUGUCUUUACGCCUAACAAAAGUCGUUGAUCUUAUAUUGUAAUAUACACGUAAAAAUGUCGUGGAAAACAGAAAUCUAAUACAUUUUUUUCAACUGGAUCUAUAUUUAUAAAAUAUUAUGAUUACCGAUAUUAAAUUGUUGUAUGGGGCUCCGCCCGAUAAUAAAAAUUAAUAAAACGAGUGGAAAUAAGAAUGGUAUACAAAUUAAUGAUGAAAGAACAAUGCAUUUCAUUCACAAUUUAGUUCACAAGAAAUAAAUAUAAAACCGUAAUUUUUUUCCUCCUUUGAAUUUAUUAACUAUAUCCUUACCCACCAUCUCUUCUACCUUCUUAUUAUUAAUUUCAAUUAAACACUUUCUACAGUUAAUUGUUGCAUUAGCACAUACUUCCGCGAAAAGUGACUCCAUCUUACUGAAUGAAAAUUGUGUUCACGUGUAAACACCUUCACGAUUUGUAUGACUCUUUUUAAAGCCACGCUCGUGAGCAACAAUUAACACCUUCGUGAAAUACACGCCGUCGUAGCACACGCCCAAUGUAAACCAACCUUUAGUUUGAAAAUUGUCCCCACAAGUCAUGAUCUCUUUAUAGCUGUAUGUAGAAUGGAGAUAUUCGGACUACUACCACUUUGUGCUACCCGUGUAAGUGAUUUCGAUUUUAAGCACACAUUCAUUAACAUAAUAUCAUUAUAGGUAUACGAGUUAUUUCUUUUGAUUCUGAUAGCUAUAACGAUUAUUUUAUUUACGACAUUUUCAAAGUUUUGUUCUUAUUUCGACACGUUUUGAUUUUCAAAAAACAGCCCUAUGGCCUAUGGGGACGGAUAUUACGGCAAUAUUUAAUGUGGAUUUAAACUGUUGCAUAGCUCACAGACGGAUAGUGCUAUGCAUAUCAAUAUUUUAAGAAAAAUAUUCACUUUUCGAAACUGUCAUUAAAAGUGAGGGGUUACUAUUUGAACAUCGAACGUCGAUACGCCGAAUACGGUGUACGAACACGAGGGCGGAAAUUCGAAAAUAAAAUCAACAAACGAUAAGUGCCUCUCAUCGUUUAACCUCUCUCUAUAUUCAAGGUAUUCUAUUCACAAUGACAGAAAAAAAAAACACAAUACAACACAAAUCAAUUUCACUCGGAAUUUUCGUGUAGAUAAUUGCCGGAUCGUAAUGUGUAAAAAAAAACACCCUGUAUACUCGUCCUGACUAACAUUAUUAUUAUUAUUAUUAUUAUUGCGUAUUAUACGGCGACUGUCAUCGUUUUGUAGCACGGACAUCGGCGGCGCCAUCGCGGUACCGGACGCUGUUAUUUAUUUUUAUAUUUGUAUCGUUUUUAUAACAAUACGUUAAUGUUAUACACACGCUUAUCGUUCGUCUGGGAUUGGGAAACGUCGCCAUCGACCAGAAAAAAUGUGUGUCUGCGACGGGUUGCUACCUCCCCCGUUGACAGCACUCCGGUAAUGGCGCCAAUCCUCUGUAUAGGUAUACGGUUCACCUACGUGUCUUAUAUAUAUAUAUAUAUUUUGUAUUACAAAUACAUGUGAAAAAUGUCACUGCGGGUAAUUCAGGCAGUGGCGUCAUUUCGUAGGUUGUCUGUCGAAAGGGGAGAGACGGAAUGCUGACCGUUAGGUCAGGCACCUAAUGGUUAAAUUCCGAAAUUGUCGUAAAUACGAUAUCUUUAAACGAUAUAAUAUUAUAGUGUAUAAUAAAAACUGUACAAUAGCUCUGGUCCCAGGAAAGAAAAGUAAAGAUGAUACGUUUCCUGAGAGGAGAUUUUGUUUAGUGGGUACGUUACAGGGGUAAUUUGUCGAUUUUUCAAGGGGUUUUCAUAAUUAUUCGGAAUCCCCCGAAAAAAAAUUAAAGGUAAAACGGAAACUCGGCUUUACGGCUUAACACGACGUAACCGAUUACAUUGUUUUUAUUUUUGCAACUUCAGUUUUCUACCAGAAAUAUUCCUCCAAUAGAAAAACAACAAGAGAUCUUCUUCAUUCAAUUUUCAAUUUAAUUGGUGACCAAUAAAGUCGCUUUUUAAAUUUUCUAAUUAGUUUUCAUAAUAAUUGAGCCAAGCCGAAAAAUACGUAAAAAGAAUGGGAAAAUGUACGAAAAUAAUUCUUUUAUUAUUUUUAAUUUUGUUUUUGUAAUGCAAUUCAGUUAAAAAUAUUUUUGGUAACUUGAGAUUUUGACAGAAAACUAAUAUUUGUUUUUUCUAGGCGUGGUAAAAUGUUUAAAACAUUUGAGCCAAAUUCGAGCUAUUUAAAAACAUUUCAAUUUUGUGAGUUUUUACAUAAUUUGUAUUGUUAGACUAAAUACAAAUGCUUGACAAUUUAGCCGGAGAUUAAUAAUUAUAAAUGACAAAAAAAUAAUUAUAAUGUUGCGUUUAAGUAUUUUAGAUUCUGAGUGGAGCGAAGAAUCUUAUAGUUUUACAAAGAUGUUUAUUUUCUUUUUUCUUCUGUGGACAAUUUUUUUACCAGAAAUCUUGCUACGAUAUACAAAUGUAAUACUUCUUCUAAAAAUAAACCAGAAUGGAGAGGUACUUUAAGAAGGCCAUUUUCUUUAAUUUUCUCAAGAGUUUUCAAAAAUCAAAAAUAAACUGAGGAAAAACGGGAAAAUGUUAGAAAUGUAGGUAUUGGUCAAAAAUAUUACAACCUUCUUUUUUCUUGUGAACAACUUUUUUACCAGCAAUUUUUCUCCGAUUUACAAUAAUAGCACUUUUUCUAAAAGAAAAUCUGACUGCGUGGGUACUUGGGUGAGUGGUCAAAAUCUAAAAUAUCAUAGAACAUCUCCGUAUAAUAUUUCACAGUUCCGAUUUCCUUGUAAGUAAUACUGUAUUGAUCUAAACUUAAUAAUUUUAGCUGUUCAAACAUCGGGUUUGCUCGAAUAAUAGAAACGUGAAGUCUUUACUAUGUUUUACUCGUUUUAGUUCUUAGUAUAUAGUACUAGUUCAUAGUUAAUAAUUAUUACGAGUCAUGUACCAAAUAUGGAUCAGAAAAUUGAUAACGCUUUUACUACAAAACGAGAUAAACUGUGCAUUUUGAUUGAAAAUUCGUUUAAUCAAACUUAUGAAAUUUACAAAAAGUCUCAAGUCUGUCAAAAUGAGAAGGAAAACGGAUCGUUAUAAGUCGCCCAAACAUACUACAAUAUUUUAAAAUCACUCGUUCAAACGCAUUUUUUAAACUCGCCCGAUAUCGAUGGCGGCGGCGACGCCACAAAAGAACAAUGACGGUUUGCUAAGCCGCGAUUUUGAAAUCAUAUUCUACGUACGAGUCGAACAUUUCAUGUAACCGACCGUUACUAACGUACCGGUGAAUGUCGAAUAUUAUCGUAAAGAAUUAUUAUUACGAUACUCGACUUGUGUUUUCGUCGGGCACCUGUCAUUGGAAAAGACUCGGCUCCACACAUCGUGAGACAUUCACGGAAUAUCCAGCGGUGUGGUCGAUACGUUCACGAAGAAGUCGUCGGCUAUCGGGAAACCGAUUGGCAAUAAAAUACAAGUACCUACCGCCGCCGAAUUGUUUCCAUGAAAUAUUACGUUUUUAUUGUCGGUAAAAAUCGCCCGGAUCAAAAAGGAGAAUUCCGUUGAUUUUUAUGCCGCGCAAUCAUCCGCGAACAUUCGAGCAAUGAAAAUUAUUAUUAUGUCAUAAAAGAUAUUAUUAAAUGGAUGCCGCCGAAGUCGCCGAUGGUGGUAAAAAAAAAAAAACCAAAUAUAUCUUGCAAAAUUAUUUCGAGUCGUUUGCGUGGCUACUCGUUAAUCAGGGCUGCAUUUUGGCUCUAGUUGGUAUUUUGAAAAAGUCAUUUUUUGAAAUUCUUAUUAAUAUUCGAUGCAAUGAGGAAAAACUAGUUAAAAUACACAUUGUUAAAAAAACCAAUACUAUUGACCGAACUUCGUUCAGAAUCGUUGUUCAUUAGCAAUAAUGUAUCGUUGAUUACAGAUAUAAAACAAAUAACUCUUUAUACAUCCUACCUUCCCGAUUUCUUACUUACAACAGUGGCGCACCCGUCCUCAAUAUCAACAUUUUUUUUUCAUUUUUUCUCUUUCUUCAUCGGCUUACCAGCCUAUUAUAGACCACUGCUGCCGUAACAGGUCCUUACAUUUCUUUAUAUCGGUGAAAUGUCACCUUAAUCCCCGUGAUUAUCGAUAUAUCCGCGGUGAACAAAUUCCAUAUGGGUGAAUUAUCACUUUGUUAGGUCCCCAAGAUCUAAAUGACACGUAAAGAAUUUAAUUGAGAUGGGAACUAAUUGACUCAUUGGGAACAAUUUAAACACUGGGGAACUAAUUGUCAAAAUAAUUUAAACAAUAAAGAUUCCCGACUAACCAGAUCCACGUGGGUCAAUUAGUUUCCUUGUAAACUAAAUCCUUUUUCGUGUCAUUUAGAUCCUGGAGUUCUAUAGUUGAUUAUGGAUCAGUAGGUGGUCGUUCUCAAAGAUCUAUAUGACCCAAGGGAAUUUAGUUGAUAUAGAAACUAAUUCAUCCACGGGAACCCAUUAUUGCGCGUGCCUAUAAACCUUUAUAGUUUAGUGAAAACUCAUCAUAAUCACCAAUAAAACAACAGUGUACGCACAUCGUAAAAAUAUAUAUAACAUGAUAACAGUUGUAGGUAGAACUAUCUAUAGUAUACGCUUUGUAAAACUGCGACUAUCUUAUUGGCUACUUUCAGCACUUAACUUCGUACGGUUUUACGAGUUCUAAAACAAUCAUAAAUAGUUUUACGUAUACGAAUAUUAAUUCCUGUAUAUUCAACGGCUGCCCAAAAAAAGUCGAGAAAAAUGAAAUAUCGGGUGUUAAACUGUCGAAUCUCGACACGGGCCGAGUAUAGUGUACGAAAGCGCGUGGAUUCAGACGGGUUUCGGAUUUCGGAAUUUUAAUGAUAAUAAUUGUUUCAGAUUUGUUAGACGCCCACGCCGUUUUCGUGUUCGACUUGAGCUCACUGGAGCCCACCGAAAUGGUAAAGAAAGCUGUGCUGCGGAGGGAGCGUCGUGUCGUCGGGAGCGGCCACACGCUGAACGUGACGUUUUACUCGGUGGCUAAAAGGCCGUCGUCGUUGUCCGAAACGUAUUUGGGCUCGGGGACCCUGGGCGGUGCCCUAGACCUGGCUGGCACGUUGGGCGCCCGCUCGAUUGCCGACAUGGACAGACUGAUCGUCCGCGUGGACACCGCGACCGCGGUUCCGUCCGUGGGACUUGUGUUGUACUCGACGACCGCAGUGGCCGGUAGCCAGGCUAAAGGCCACGAAUUGGCCAAGUUACUGUUCGAAUCGGUCGGCGGCCGGGCUAGGCGGUCGGUGCACGACAACGAAAUCGACGUCAAGCGGAAGGAUUUCGGGGGCAAACCAAAACGCAACAAGAAGAAGAAAAAAACGUCGAGAAAAAACAAUAGAUUACGGGUAAUAAAUUAUUAUUACCAACGGAAUUUUACAUAAUAUUUCGUUGUAUAUUUUUAAACCCCCUCCCCGGUUCAUUUUUGAACUCCCGCUUCCGCCAAAAUAUCCCAGGAGAACGUUAUACGUUCGACUACAGAUUUCGAUAUUUUUAUAAUUCAAUAAGAACAACUAGGAUGAAUCUCGUGUUAAAUUUUCGAGCAUUUUUGAGAAACCUCAAAAAACUAUUUGAUCCGCAUAAACCCAAAUGGAAAAUUAAAAUUCGACAAUUUCAAAUAAAUAUAGAAUAUUAUAAAAACCCGUCAUAAUGUUUUUAAAAUUGAACCAGUUUAAAAAAAAAAAAUGCUUAUAUUAAUAUUCAAUGAAAAUUUCAGGUAGGUAUAAGAUUAUUUUUCACCGAAUGAGUACAAAUAAACAACGUUUUAGAUCAUUAUUGUACACAUUUUCCACGUUUUCAAAAAAUUACCGGCGAUUUUACAUGAAACGAUUUUUCUGUAGAUUCUCAAUAGUUUUUACAAAAACUUCAAAAAACUGACUAGGUAUACAAAUGACGGACACGCGUCCAUGUAUUUUUGUCGAUUUCUGCGUUACUAUGGCUACAAAGUGGAAAAACCACGACUAACCUUACUAUUUACCGAUCUCCACUCAGGAUCGUUUUUCAUUGAAAUCGUUUAUAGUUGCUUUCUGCGUACAAAUUAUAAGUUAUUCAAUAUCUGUUAUCUUUCCAACUCCCCCUUCCCCGGCUAUAAUAGUGGUCUACGCACCGUGCCAAGCUUACGUCCAGCGGCUGGACUCCAGCCUGUUUUUUGUUUUCCCCUUAAAAAUGCCAAUAAUUUGAAAUAAUAAUAAAAAAAAAAAGUAAAAUCGAUUUAAAAUUCUACACGAUUAUAUUGGUUCGUAUGUGUAUGUAAUCAACCGAUUGACGCGAUUAAACAUUGUAGGUAUAAGAUGAGUAAAUAUAUCGGACAAAUCCGUUUUAAUAUUUUUUUUUUUUUUAUAUAAAACCAAUUAAAAAAUAUUAAUGAAAAAAUCUAAUCGGACGUAUAAAAGCGAAAUGUUGUUGAUAAAAAUACACGUCAAAAUUUAGAUGGUAUUUUUAUUAUUAUUUUUUUUUUUUUUCAUUCGUGGGCACGGCAUUUUUAUUUUAUCGUACCAGAAUGUUAAUCCAUACCGUAUUAACGUUAUAUAUAUGUAUUUUUUAAGUUAAACCAAACGGUCAAUAUAUAUUAUUAAUACAGGGAAUGUUGACAAAUUCCCAAAAAUAAUAACAUCGUAAAAAUUCGAUGGCUCGAUUAUAAAAAAUGUAUCUAAGAACCAAGGCCGGUAAAGUCAAUGAAUAAUAACAUUAACUCGGCUUAGUUUAUCGGGCAAAUGUCUACGAGUUGACACGUUAAAAGUUAGUUUUAUCUUUGGUUUUUUUUUUUUUUUUUGCAAAAUCGGUAUUGUCAUAUCUUUUGAAAAUAAAGAUCAUCAAAUGUCAUGAGGGGUUUAAUUCGAGAAUUAUAUUUAUAUUAAAUUCCAAGUAAUACAUUUUUCCAAAAGAACGCAAUGUACUUUAUUGAGUUAUAAAAUAUAAAAUCGAUUUUAAAAAAAGCCGGGCAACUUCGCACGUGAAUGGGGCACUGUUGUAGGUGGGAAGUUGGGAAGGUAGGAUACAAAAGGGAAUCUAAUGUAUAUAUAUAAGUAACAAUAAACCAUUUCUAACAAAGAAACGAUUCUUCUGAGCGGAAUUUAAUUGAUAGUGAUGCUUUAUCAACAGUAUACAUGCCAUAUUAUGGUAAAAUUAUUAAAUAAGCAUUGUAUAUUUUCUUUAGUAAUUUUUGUUUAACAUUUUACCAAUUUUCCAAUUUUUCCUGCGUUUCCCAUUAUUUUUCCGGUUUUCCAUUUUUUGGGGAAACUCCUUGGAAAAUCAAAAAUGGCAUCAAUAAAGUAUCCCCCUCCCCCAGUCCGAUUCGGAAAAGUACCGCAUUUGUAAAUCGGCGCAAGAUUUCUGGUAAUAAAAUAGUCUACAGGGAAAAAAAGGUAAAAACAAAAAUCUCGGUAAAACCACGAGUUUCUUCGGCCCACUCGGAAUUUAAAAUUUAAAAUAUUGACAUUCAAUUACAGACACGUAGAUACCGCUCACUACUGGUCAAUUAAUCCAUGAUUACUAGACAGGCGCGCAGUAUCCGUAACUGCGUAAACCAAAUAAAGUUACUAAAUGUAUGAGCCGUAGUUACUGCUGUGUAUUGCGUGCUCUUUUAACAGCUACACAACAUACGCUGCGGUUUUUUUUUUUUCUGGGAUACAAUAUUUACUGCUCAUUUGUCUAGUAUUCGGUGAUAUUCUGGUAGGUACUGCAGACACAAAGCUCGUUUAAAGCGUCUAGAUGACGUUUUGCGGUGCAUUCCGACACGCCGUAUUCGCGCAGUGCAGACGGGGGAUCCCCGAUUCGUUUUGUUCCAUUUCAAUGGCUCAGUCGGUAUACCAUCAUAAUAACCCGCACGUAACGUAUUCGGUUUUCCGCAGGCGGUGGACAACGGCGACACGAUCGUCAUCACCAACGGCGACCAGUGCCGCAUGGAGAAGUUGGUGCUGAACUUCGCGGACGUCGGCUGGGACGAAUGGGUGAUCUACCCCAAGGGUUUCGAGACCAACUACUGCGCCGGCGGGUGUCUGUUCCCGCUGGACAAGGGGUCCAGCCCGACCAACCACGCGUCCGUGCAGAGCCUCGCCAGGUCGUUCGGCCGGCUGUGGGACGUUCCCGAGCCGUCGUGCGUGCCGGACACGCUGGCCCCGCUGUCGCUGCUCUACACGGACUAUCCGUCCAACCACGUGCUGCUCAAGAGUUAUCCCGACAUGAGGGUGCUGACGUGCGCGUGCAAGUGA
Messenger RNA from Cinara cedri, 23474 nucleotides. The record is from the annotation of a GenBank genome assembly. NCBI's taxonomy places the organism in Eukaryota, Metazoa, Arthropoda, Insecta, Hemiptera, Aphididae.